Oikopleura dioica is the source of this 1524-nucleotide messenger RNA. Lineage: Eukaryota; Metazoa; Chordata; Appendicularia; Copelata; Oikopleuridae. The record is from the annotation of a GenBank genome assembly.
AUGGGCGAUAUGGAAGUCCUACCAGAUCUGAUGCCUCAGGAACCACUAAGAUCUGUUCGAUUUAGUGAAAGCAAUACGGUGAUUCCCACGCCGCUAGAAUCAAAUUCUUCUUCUGAAACUGUAGGAUCAGGGGCAACUUCAGAAUCAACAGAAAUGGAGCAGGAGGGAAUGGAGUCAGACUCUGAGGAGGAUGUAACUCAAUUUUUGAUCACUGGCGCGUCCACAAUUGACAUUGAUGCGUACCCGUCCAUCUACCGUGGCACUAUACUUUUGCGCCGCCUGAAAUUCAUCAUCGAUCACUCGGCAGAAUCAGUUUACGAAACAACCCAAGUCGCCUUGAAAACGGUCAAGUCGACCUACAACGUCGAAAUGUACAGACAGCUCCACGCGAUUCUGCGAAAGAGAUUUCCAGAGCGCGAUCAUGGCUUUAGCGAAGGCUGGAUUGCUACUGUAACGAGUCAAGUCGCGACGAUCACGGACCGACUGGAGAAUGAUAUUAAACAAUAUAAAAAUAGCGCUAUCAAGGAAUCGAUAAAACGAGGCUACGAAGAACUCGCUGAACAUAAAAUUAAAGCAGGCGAUUUGACCGGCGCGCUGAAAUGUUAUUACCAAUCGAGGGACUACUGUCUCCAGCCGACGCACAUUCGCAACAUGUGUCUCAACGUCAUCACUACAUCUGUUUUGUUGGGAAACUACGCCCAUGUCGCGAGCUAUUCUGAAAAACUCAAGUCGCAAAAAGCAAAAGAAUGCCAGGACACAGCGGCAAAGGGAAAAAUGAUCGUCGCGAAUGCUCUCGGAGAGCUUCAGCGAAAGAAUUACCUCGCAGCGAGUAAUCAGUUUUUGUUGGUCGACUUUGAGUCCUUCCACUAUCCGGAAUUGAUUUCGCCAAAAGACCUCGGAAUGUAUGGUGCGUUGUUGAAUCUUGCUUUGAAGACAAGAAAAGAGCUCAAAGAAACUGUGAUCAACGGAGCUUCUUUCAAACUUUUCCUCGAACUCGAGCCUAACAUGCGUGAAGCAAUUAUCGCCUUUGUCGAGUCCAAAUACUCCGAUGCGCUCAAGUAUCUCGAGUUACAGCGCAACAUUUUGAGGCUCGAUUACUUUAUGUCGCCACACGUGGAAUAUCUCUACAGCGAGAUUCGAACGAAAUGCUUGAUUCACUAUUUAAAGCCCUAUCAAAGCGCGAUCAUCUCAAAAAUGUCGAACUUUUUCGACUGCGACGAAGAUGUUUUGAUCGAUGAAGUGAUACAACUGAUUAUGUCUGGGCGAAUCGAAGCGAGAGUAGACUAUGCCGGGGGAUUAAUAAUUCAAGAACCACGAGAUAUGAAGGAAUCUGCCCUCAAAAGUACGAUAGAGGCACAGGAUGAGUUUAUAAAUGCAAGCAGACAUAUUAUUUUACGAAGCAAAGUGGCUAAAUCUUGCCUGGCGCCGUUCUUUAUCCAAAAGACGCAAUUACAUAGCCGGGGAGUUGAUCAAUCAGGAGGGAGGAUAAAGAAGCCAGCUCUAUACAAGAAUCCAGCCAAAUAA